This is a messenger RNA of Angiostrongylus costaricensis, 4728 nucleotides long. Lineage: Eukaryota; Metazoa; Nematoda; Chromadorea; Rhabditida; Metastrongylidae. The record is from the annotation of a GenBank genome assembly.
AUGUCAAGCAAUUGGGAUGACAGUGAUAGUGAACAAGAUGUCGCCGUCGCCGAGAAGCCAGUGGUUCUGCCCAGAACACGACAACCGUCCAUCGCUAAAAGUCUCGAAAAAGCGGCUAUUUUAGAAAGUUCUGUAGCAGGAUCUGUAAAGGACAGCGAUACAGUGAGUACAGUCUUAAUUGGGAACGUUCUCGACUUUGAUACAACAACGGCUAUGAAGAGUAUGAUAUCGCAGUUUAAUUGUGUUUACUGCAAUAUAAUUGCUGAAUUCGCCGACGUGGAAAUAUUUGUGAUUUCCCUGGAUAGUUUGAUCGUGGAGUGCCUUGCGCAUUCAUAUCACGAUUGGACACUUUCUGGUCAAUCCAUUAUUUUGACUAAACAGAUUGAUAGGUUCCUUAAUCAGUUCAUGACUUUUGGUGGCAAGUUCAAACUAGUAGUAUUCACGGAUUUCACGUCGCAGUUUUCUGGUGACACCACUCUUAGUUUUUCCCGUGCUGUUGCGAUUGCACAUGUCUCAACAGGACCAUUUGCUAAGGAUUUAAUCUACUUCACCAGUCCCGUUGACCCAAAUUGGGAGCGUUUCCUUCAUGACGUGACGCCUUCAUUUCUGAUGAUUUCUACGGACAAUGUGACAAGGGAGGCUUGUGCACAAGAUGACAUUAAUGUUACUCCGCAACUUGAAACAAUCGUGCUGGAUGCUCUAUCACAUGCUGUUCCCGUUGUGUUACUUACAUCCGUCGUCGUGAAUUUUUCAUCAGUUUUUGCUUACUACGUCAACCCACGUCUUUGUAUUAGAUAUAAUUGGGAGAGUUUUGCAGCUGCACAUUGGGAAUGUAAUACGCCCACCCAUGAUGCAUCGCAAUUCAAAUCCGUUGGUGAAUUAUGGGCAGCCAUCAUUUUUGAUGCAAAAAGAAGCGCUUCUGUAUCGGAACAUUUCGAGUCACUUUGUUGUGCUGUGCUUCUAUCUGCUCUUGUUACCGGUAAACGUGGAGCAGCACGUAUUUAUCUUCCGGAAAGGGAAGGUGCAAAACGAGGUCUAGACGUAAUCAGAGAUAGACGUCUUCUACUUACAAGUGCCACUGCAUACUUAGAGAAAUUAGAUUUUGCGACGGUGAAAUUCCCUCUCUCAGAUUUCUGGGAUGGUCGUAUGAUCAUCGGUUGUUUCGACGCUAUAUGCGCUAAAGAUCCGUUUUGUUUUCGAUUGUUAGGAAUCACAUAUUGCCAUAUCGAAUUCAAGACGAUUUUGUUAGACUACAUACCGCUGCGUACGUUUAAGGUUGUCAAUCCUUUAUUAUCUCUACCACUUCUCUAUAGCGUGAAAUCUCCUUUGUUGGACAAAUACAUACCAGAAAUGAAGGUAGCAAAAUCAGAAAAUUUGAUCGAAGAUGGUAUACAGCCAGACUAUGUGAAGCUUUUACAAACGGUUUUAUCGUGGAAACUAAGGCCCAUUGAGGAGGAUUUUACGAAAACUGAAGUGAUAACCGAUGAGUGGAAAAAGAAGAAAGCGAAUCGGUCUCGUCAGUAUCUGAGCAGAUGGUAUGAAAUGUUCGCAGUGGAGGGACGAGGGACUAAUCUUCUCGUAGAUUUUUCCCGGGUACCAAAAGGUUUUGCACAAGUUGCUUCCGAUUCCACCACUGGAAGUGGUGGUGCUGGCGGAAAGAAAGGUGCAAAAGAGCCAACGAAGUCUAAAAAAGAUCUAAUUCUUGAAGCAAGUAAGAAAGCGAGAGAUGAGAAGAUCAUAGAAGGAGAGAAAAAUAAGAUCAAGUUUGCAACACAGCAAGGAAAAAGUGCUAUAACUUUUCUCCAACGGUCCUACCAAACUCUCGAACUUCCCGAGUCUCGUGCACUGUGUGCUUUUGAAAUACUCAUAAGGGAAGGACGCGACUUGCUUAAUAGACUAGCUGGACUUGAACACUUAGAAACCAGGCGUAUCGAAGCGGUCAAGCUUGUGGGUCUUCUCAAGGACUGUUUUGUGACUCAUUGGACAUAUUUGGAUCUCAGACAAAAAGAGCAAGUAGUUGAUCUGUGGGCGUCACUUGGUUUUGAAGUUCCACCGGGAACGAAAGCAUCUGCUGAAGCAAAAAUGAAACGAUUGGAUUUGGGAAUGAACAUGGUUUAUUACCAAAUGGAGUAUGGUGGCGAACUAGUUGACAUCCAAUCAGAUCCUAAGAAAGAUGACCGCGUCACUGGUUUUGCCCCUGAUGCUUGGCAGCGGCAAAUGCUUGAUUCAGUGGAUCGUGGUGACUCUGCAGUCAUAGUAGCGCCCACAUCGGCUGGUAAAACAUUCAUAUCAUACUACUGCAUUGAAAAGGUUUUACGCCAAAGCGAUGAUGAUGUUGUAGUUUAUGUCUCACCUUCGAAAGCUCUCAUUAACCAGGUGUGUGGAUCUGUUUACACACGAUUCCGUAAUAAGAACAUGACACGAGGAAAAACGCUUUUUGGUACGUUGAUCCAAGCCUCUUCUGACCGCUCUUCAAAUGCACUUUCGUGUCAGGUGCUUGUCACAGUUCCUGAAUCUCUGGAAGCAUUGUUACUUUCAUCCAGUCCAAAAGUGCAAGAGUUUGUUUCUCAUAUACGAUAUGUGAUAUUUGAUGAGGUUCAUUCAAUUGGUGCUUCUCCUGAAGCGCAUAUCUGGGAACAUCUACUCCUUCUAAUACAGUGUCCUUUCCUUGCACUUUCUGCCACAAUUGGGAACGUUUCUAAGUUGCAUUCAUGGUUGAACAAUGCUGAAAGGAGCAAAACUGGUGGUAAACGGAAAGUCGAUCUCAUUGUUUACCACGAACGUUACUCCGAAUUGGAAAUGACUAUUAUGCGACAAUCUCCAUCGGAUGUUAUUGAAGGAGAUAUUAUACAGCCGUUCAUGCCAUAUGGUGUAUUUAUGCCGGAGAAGAUCCGCAUGUUCGGUAUUCCCGACGAUCACCAGCUUACUGCAAAACAAAUUUUAACACUGUACACAACUAUGGCUGCUGUUGAUGAGAAAACAAAGAAAGAGUUUGAACCUUGUCAUUACUAUGGUUACAAGGCGAGCGAGCUACUUUGGUUAUCUCGUGCUUCUCUUCGUAGUCUGGAAAAGGAACUAAAGCAGCGUUUACUGCAGUGGUUGACGGAAGAUGAAGAAAAGAUGAGGAAGGUUAUUGAUGUUUUGGCAAAACCGAUUGAAGAGCAGCUGAAUUACAGAGCGAAACCAUUUAAUAAGGAAAAACUAGCUCUUGACAACAUCGUCAAGUUAGUCGAUGAGAUGAGUGCGAGGAACAUGUUGCCAGCACUGUGUUUUAUUGACGAUAGGAAUGUUUGUGAAUUGUUAGCUGUUCGCCUUGCAGACGAACUUGAAACUAGAGAAAUGGAUUUCAUGAAUAGCGCUGAAUUCAAAACGAAGUACGCUAUAAAGUAUGAAGACAAAUAUUCGAAAUUAGCUAAGCGUAAACGUGAUCUAGCAGAUAAGAAGAAGAAAGGAGAUAAGAAGAAAAAAGAUCACGAGAAUGAAGAAGUGGAGAAAGAGGAUGACGAUAGUGAUCCCCUUGCAGCGCAACGGGCAAAGCUUAAAGAAGUGCUUUCAAAAUUCCGGGUACAUGGUCGUGAAAACAGUGAUCCUGACAUAUAUGAUACGAUGGUAGAUCGAAUGAAAAAAGGGUCAAAAGAAAAGGAAAGUACAAGCAAACUCUUUCGCCUAUUCGAGCGUGGAAUUGGAUUUCAUCAUGCUGGUCUUAACAGCUUGGAACGAGGAGCGGUUGAAGCACUUUAUCGGAGUGGUCAUCUUGGAAUUGUUUUUUCCACAUCAACCCUUGCUCUUGGUGUAAAUAUGCCAUGUAAGACUGUUUUAUUUGGGAUGGAUACACCGUUCCUCACACCUCUGCUAUUCCGUCAAAUGAGUGGUCGUGCUGGUCGCAGAGGUUUUGACCACUCGGGAACAGUGUGUUUUAUGAGCAUACCGACUAGUAAAAUGCGACGUUUAUUGACAGCGUCUCUUUCUACACUCCAAGGAAACCCACCAUUCUCAACAUCAUUUAUUAUGCGAGUAGUCGCAUAUGUACAUGCGAAGAAUACUCUGACAGAGGAUCAGUCCUCCGUUAUUUCAACGUUUGCCGAGAGGGAGAAGUGUGCGUUGUCACUGUUGCAAAACUCGUUCUCAUUGUUCACUAGGCGCGAAGCUGAGAACGGGACUCUGCAGAGCCAACUUCAUAUGUAUACAGCUUAUUCUGUUCAAUUACUUAGACAUCUGCAAUUACUCGAUGGAAAUGUCAGUUCCUUUCGAUGCCCAUUUCAAAAUCGUGUUAUUUUAAUAGUAAUUUUCUUAAACGGCCUUCCGAAUGAAAUGCAGGCCUUAGUUGACGAUUACAAUAAGGUUGCCAUAACUCUCUAUCACCAGUUUAUGGCUGCUGCUUCACCUAACCGAAAUCUCGGUGCAGAAUUCUCGAAUGGUCGUCCGGAUAUCUCACAUAUGUUCAUAAAUGAUGAACUUGUUUCUCCUUCUUUUGAAGGGUAUUCGAAUGAUUCGUCGUUCAUUCCUGUGAUCGACUUCGACCAGCGUGAUCAUCGCGGUAGAAAGGUAUUGUUUGUCUUAGUUUUCAUAUCUGGUAUAAUGCUUUCGCUGUUUAUUUUACAACGGUUAGCAGAUGGGUUAGAGACUGUUGCGAGAGAACAGGAUUCGGUAGCCGAAUUAGUUCGGGAAAUCUACGCCGAAUACAAUGCUAAGUUCCACUCAGCGUUUGAUAUGAGGAACAAGAAUUGA